AGUGACGAAAAGUUUGAAAGUGAAUGCAACCAUGUUGAAUGCUUCCUACUAGAGUUUGCUAUCCAUCUUUGAUCCAUCGUUAUUUAGCUUUGAAUGUUCUGAUGGUUAGCCAGAGGUUGUUGUUAUCCUUGCACAAUGGUGAUUGACGAAACUUUGAACACGCCAAAACAUGCAAACUUCGYCGCGAGAGAAACGUCAAAAAUCUCAGCCACAGUCGAGGGCCGUCCCAAGAACUGAUGGCAACCAGCAUAGUUUUACCUCGUUUAAACCGUUGAGUCCUGAGAAACCUCAAGGAUCUUUUUCCUUUUCGAAGUUAUUUCAAUGGAAGAGCUCUGAGCCGCCAAUUACAAAAGGSGGUCMUCCCAGUACAAGCUCUAGUCCAUURCGGUAUCAAUCYGCUGGUACUAGUUCUGGAGCCAGUCCUAGAUAUGGCUCACCAGCUUUAGAACACAAGAAGAUACCUCGGACUAGAAUUCCCAGAUCAUGGUCAUCACCACGAUUUCCGCGCCGACAAGGAUCAGCAAGUCCUACAGUYCAAAGUAGGCAGCUACCUCAGGGUUAUCUUAAUCUGACUGCUUUAUUGAAAAGRCUUACUGUAGUUGCAGACUCAUCCAAAGGAGAACAGCUUCCACAAUCGUACUUUAAGCAAUAUUGGAUGCCAGAUGAGAAUUGCAAGGAAUGCUACGAAUGUGGAGAGAAGUUUAAUACUUUCCGGCGACGACAUCACUGUAGACUUUGUGGUCAGAUAUUUUGCUACAGAUGUUGUAAUAUURAGAUCCCUGGAGAAAUUAUGGGCUAUGCAGGUGGUUUACGCGUUUGCACCUAUUGCGACAAAAUCUUCCAAACCUACACUCAAUCCCCUGACAUGAUGAGCAAUCUAGAACAGCUUCAGGCUGAUAUACAAGCAGUUGCUAUGGAAACAGAAUAUACAGGCCCACACUCAUCAAUGAAUACAAUGAGUCUGUCAAGAAGCAGUCAAGAUGAUGAUACAGUAGCAUCAAGAAAGACAAGUGCAAAUAGUGUUAAUAGUGUUGUAUUUGAAAAACUUGAGCAAAUGGAAGCAAGGCAGACAGGAACACUGCAAAGUGUCAGAAGCCCAUUUGAUGCAUUUGGGGUAUGCGCAGCAGAGGCYGAUAUACUUAAGCAGGGUUCAUUGCGUGACUUGUGGCAUACAAUCAUGUCACAAAGAUCAGGCCUUGAAUUACAAAGCCAUCGCUUCAGACUAAAAACCUAUCAAAACUGUUUGGUCGCAAGUGACUUGGUAGACUGGCUUAUUAACCAUGAAAAGGCUAUAACCAGAAGUCAAGCUGUAGUUAUUGGCCAAGCUCUUUUAGAGGGUGGCUGGCUUGAACCUGUGCCUAACACAAGAUACGCACAAUCUUUUGUCGAUGAAUAUGCAUUGUAUCAACCAGGGCCAACUGCUUCUAAAGACCAAUUGCAAGCAGGCAAUCCUCGUCACUCAUUGUUUCAUCGAGGAAGUAACCCCAAUGAAGAAUCCUCUGAUGGCGUGAGUGAUAAUAACGAUGAUGAUGAGUCAGCACCUCAGUGGUUUCGGCAGUUGCAGGGUUACGAGAGUGGUGAAGAAUUAGAUACACAGGAAUAUGUUAAGGCCGAUCCUGCAACGCCAGCAAGCAUUUUAAAUGUGCCAAAGAUCUCAAGAAUAGCAAGUGUAAAGCUUCUGGACCUUGAUGUUGCAGUUGGCACAACUGAAGAAAAGGAGGACAGYGAACUGUCACUCAAAGUCAACUUGGAUCACUUUAGAGAGGGAAGUGACAACACAAAAGGUCAAGGCACUGAAAACCAAGGUCCAACCCUUGCCUUAACAACUGAUGUCCCCCCUCCCCCUCUGGAGCAGUAUGUGUACAAUGAAGGCUACCCAAUAUCAUCAUUGAGAUCAAAUAAUAAGAAACCUUCAGAACCAGUUGUUCUUGGUACCAGUGCAGAGGAUGUCUUGAAGGGUGCAUUGAUGGCAAAACGUAUUGGUGUUAAUAGGCCUAAACCUAGUGAUAUAGAAAAGCUAAGAGAUGAUAAUGACGAGAGACUUGCCAUGGAAAGGAUUUGCGAGGCUCGUUACAUUCAUAUGGUUCAUCUUGUUGAACAACUGCUACAAGAUGCUGGUUUGUCACUUGACUGGCAGGAAGUCAUUUUGCCUCUGGUUGAAGAGAUAAGUGACAAGGUAUCUCCAGACGUACGCAAUGAUGAUGAUAUGGAUGUAAGGCACUAUGUCAAGUUUAAGAAGAUACCUGGAGGCCAUAAAAGUGACUGUCAGGUUGUCUGGGGAGUUGGCUUUACUAAGAACAUCUCACACAAAAAGAUGUGUAGUUCAUUUAAUAAUCCCAAGAUUCUGCUGCUUUCGUGCGCAAUUGACUUUCAGCGUAAAGAAAAUCGCUUGGCCUCUUUGGAUUCACUGGUUUUACAGGAGUAUAAUUUCCUCAAGAACUUCGUUGCCCGRGUAGCAGCAUUGCGACCAAACGUGCUACUGGUGGAGAAGACCGUUUCUMGGCUGGCUCAAGAUAUGCUGCUACAACAUGGCAUAACUCUUGCACUCAAUGUUAAACCGGAAGUGAUUGAGCGCGUAGCAAGAUGUACCAARGCRGCAGUYCUACGUUCCAUGGAACAGCUGAGUCGUCCUCAACUUGGUACYUGCCAACACUUUGGCGUACAGAAAUAUCUUUUGAAGAACGGAGAAUCCAAGACGUUGAUGUUUCUUGACGGCUGUCCACCAGAGCUAGGAUGCACCGUUACUCUGCGAGGUGGCAAUGGUCUUGUCCUYGCUAAGGUCAAGAAAAUCGUCCAAUUYUUAACUUAUGUGUCGCACGGUCAAAAGCUAGAAACAGCCUUUCUUAUGGACGAGUUCGCCUUGCCUGAAGAUCCYUCUCAUCUGUUUUGUGAUUCAUCAAAGGGUAACAGCGRGGAGGAAAACAAUACUAGUGAAGAUGAUCAAAACACRGCAAAGAUUUUCCAAAAGUUAUUAGAUCAGACAGUUCUUUCCAGUUCACCGUACGUAAAGUAUCCUCUUCCAUAUCUACUGACAGCUGAAGGCUCCAAAUGCGCCAUAAGAUCUCUACUUCCCAAGGAUAUCUAUUGGUCUGCUAGACUGAAAGGUAAACGAAAAAAUCACCAACUCACCGAAGAAGAUCUCGACGAAUUCGAGCCUCCGUUGUCCAAAAUAAUAAACUUGAAAGGUAUCGAGAUGUUACCACCACAUCCUCUCGUGCUUUCAAAAGUGGUUGUCAACACGAGUAGCCAGUUUAUCCAAGGAGUUAUUGCAGACUUUAGGUCUCAAGGUGGACGAAUUCAAUUGAAAAGAAGCAGAAAUAGUAAUGAAGAACGACGRAAAUCAAAAUGGYUGCUUCUYGAUGUUGACGAUGGCCGGCAKCAGAGAGUUCCAUCAGUUGGRAGUGCUGGCGGAAGAGACAAUCCUACUGUGGAAAGAGAUAAAGUCUUUACAAGUCCAACAAAAGUCGUGCCCACAUCCCCUGUACACUUUAAUAAACAGGUGGACUGCCUAGAUCCAAGCUAUCAUCAACGCAUUGCAGUUUUAUUUAGUAGCUAUUCCAGUGAAUCGAAUAACUCGCCUAGACCUUGUAUAAGUCCAUGGGCUGUUUUCAUGGAAUUUUACGGCAGGAAUGACAUCACACUCGGCGGAUUCUUGGAAAGAUACUGCUUCAGACCAUCCUAUGUGUGUCCAAACCCGAAUUGUGAUGUACCAAUGGUCGACCAUGUACGGUAUUUUGCCCAUGGCAAUGGUUCAGUGUAUAUCAACAUGAAGAAUCUUGAGUCGCCUAUCCCUGGAUUCCAUCAUACUAUUCUAACAUGGAGUUGGUGUAAAGAAUGUAAACAGGUUACUCCCAUUGUACCGUUGUCCUUCGACGCAUGGGCUUUGUCGUUUGCUAAGUACAUCGAGCUUCGUUUUUAUGGUGAUCAGUAUUCCAGACGAGCCAGUGUUGAACCCUGUGGACAUUCACUACACAGACACCAUUUCCAGUACUUUGCCUUCGCAAACAUGGUGGCAUCAUUUAAGUAUAGAGAGAUUAAACUUUUCGAGACGGCUAUUCCUCUUCCUUCAAUCUCUGUCAAGAAAGACGUSCGUGAAGCAAGCUACUGGGUGAGAGACGUCCAUGCGAUAUCAGACAGGGCUGAUUCUGUAUUUGGAUCAAUUCUCGAUCGAUUGGACGUUCUUAAGGGAGAAAGGAUUGAUUCUCACACACCUGACCGUGAUUCCAAGCUGAUACAAUUUGCUUCUCAACUUGAAGUUGACAAGGGAAUGUUUUCCGAGCGYGUCCAGGUAGUUACCAAGAAAGUGAAUGUCCUGCAAGGAUUACAGAACCCUAGUGUUGUGUCAAGCUACGAYCAUCUUGAYAAACAAGACCAAAUUGCUCUUGGUUACGUCAUUUCUGAUAGCUUGAAUGGACUCAAACGAAUUCUAUGCGAGAUUGUAGAAACCUGGAAUAACAGACUUCAAGAAUUCAUUCAAGCAGAGAAAAAGAAAAGUAAUAAAACUCCUUUGGGUCAACGUGAUUCCAAAUCUGGGGAAAAAAUCGACAAUAGCUUACAGAAUCUAUCAACAAAAAGUGUUGAUAAAGAAGACAUUGCGACACCUGUGGCGAGUCCGUCUCAUGGUUUACCCGUCAGCAGCCCGUCGCCACAGAUGCCAGGCGYCGAAGGACCUGAAAACAUCGGAUCGUCAGACAUUGAGCCAUCAGAACUUGAAAMAAACAGUAAGAAAAAYACGACAAAUCACAAUGAAGAUUUMAMUAAAAUKGACAYCCAAGAGAAACAGGWCGAAAGCGAUUCWARUAAKAACGAUGGCGCUACUGAGUCCGUAGAUUCUCAUAAUGAAAGUAAGAGUUUUGUUCGUGGUCACCGUCGCAUCCAUUCAUCGCCUCCUAUAAUCACUAUUACGCACUGUACACCAUGUGGGAAUGAGGGCCUUAUGAGAAGUGUCAGUGACUCCAAUGUAAAUGAAACGCAUGCGCAAAAGGAAAAUACUUCAUUGUCAUCAACAAGCCUUUCCCACUCCUCAUCAAACUCAGAAGGUGGAGGUGGACUGGAUUCUAGUACGUUGACAAAGAGGACUUAUGGACGUCUUCUCUCUGUGCCUAACACUUUAACWGCAGUAAAACAAACUGACAACGUAGAACAAGAGUCGCCUGURAUGUCCACAGAUGGCACGCCUGUCUUACGUAGGAGAGACAAAAUGAAGAAUAUUAUUUCAUCUUUCCUUCCUGGUUCUACAUUUCAGCCUAUUGCGUCGUCGUUUCCAAGUCACGAGCAUCAUCUCCUACCAGCUGGCGAGAAUGUUCUAGUUGUAGUCAACGAAAAAGAACCAAGUUCCAUUAUCGCGUAUGCUUUGAGCACCAAGGAAUAUAACCACAGACUCUGUGAGAUACAAGUCUCGUUGGUUCGGUUGGCAAAAGGCGCAGAGAAUGGACAGAAACAUCCCAAAGGCAGUGAGAWUGAUGAUGAAUCAUCGAGAUUUGAAGGCUCAGUGUGUGUAGAAUCACCAUCGGUUAUUACAGUAGAUGACAGUAAUGGAGAGUUUGUUAACGUUGAAAUAAGAGAAGCCCAUGGAAUAGAUGAAGAUGAGCUCGAUUCCAGUACAGCGCACGUGGAAAUCAUCCAGGACCAACAAGUCGUACAAGUUGGUCGAAGAAAAAGUAGAAANACCAUAGAUAGAUCGGAUAGAGUUAAGUUUUCCAAGGGACCCAGCCAGGAGGAUAUGGGCAUGGAAGAUGGCAGAAAGCAACAAUGCAGCGAACAGCAAGCAAACUAUGAAAACAGAUGUCAGCCAGAGUUUGGCUUUCAACCGAAAGAUGUUGGCAAAGACCGUCCUUUGGAAUUCCAUAUUCAAAUGCAAUUCUCAUAUAACGUCUGUCGAUUCUACUGCAAUGCUUACUAUGCAGAACAGUUUAGAAACCUUCGCAAAGAUACCUUUGAAGACGGCGAAGAAAAGUACAUUCGCUCUUUGGCCCAUUGUGUAGUAUGGCGUGCUCGUGGUGGGAAAUCAGGCUCCACGUUCUCGAAAUCUUUCGAUGACCGUUUUGUCUUAAAACAAAUGUCUCGUCUUGAGCUGCAGUCGUUCGUGGAGUUUGCGCCUCACUAUUUUCAGUACAUGAACAAGGCAAUCACAGAAAAGAGAUCAACGUUGUUGGCCAAGAUCUUUGGAGUGUACCGUAUUGGUUUUAAGAACACACAAACCAACACGACUAUGAGACAGGAUGUUCUGGUUAUGGAAAAUCUCUUUUAUGAUCGUAAGAUUGACAAGACCUUCGAUCUGAAAGGAUCCAUGCGCAGUAGAUACGUACAGGUCUCGAGUGGUGAGAAUGAUGUCCUCAUGGACGAAAACUUGUUAGAACUUAUUCGAGAAAGUCCCAUUUUUAUACGACCUCAUUCAAAGGCAGUCCUCUCCAAAGCUAUCCAUAACGAUACGGAGUUUUUGGCACAACAUAUGGUCAUGGACUAUUCGCUGUUAGUUGGCAUUGAUGAGAUUCGUUCCGAGCUGGUCAUCGGAAUCAUUGAUUUCAUUCGCACCUUCACAUGGGACAAGAAACUGGAGAUGUAUGUCAAGUCGAGCGGGAUUCUUGGCGGACAGGGAAAAAUGCCGACAGUUGUCUCACCUGAAUUGUACAGAACAAGAUUUACUGAAGCCAUGCAUCGMUAUUUCUUGAUGGUUCCUGAUAAGUGGACUGGUUUAGGAAAUGACAUCGAUUAAAAGUUCGARGAAGGCGAACGGGCUUGUAUUCUGUGAUGAGAACUACAUGGCAAGCUCGUAUUCACAGGUUUGGCGCUAACGCAAUAUYUGUCAAAUAUCAAAAUUGUUAAAUAUGAAUAAAAGAUAAUAUUAAAAGAUUUUUUGGAAGAAA
Exaiptasia diaphana is the source of this 6866-nucleotide messenger RNA. RefSeq names its product 1-phosphatidylinositol 3-phosphate 5-kinase. The transcript has 40 exons. Bases 170 to 6715 code for a protein of 2181 amino acids. Gene Ontology annotation, molecular function: 1-phosphatidylinositol-3-phosphate 5-kinase activity; metal ion binding; ATP binding. NCBI's taxonomy places the organism in Eukaryota, Metazoa, Cnidaria, Anthozoa, Actiniaria, Aiptasiidae. Gene Ontology annotation, biological process: phosphatidylinositol metabolic process; intracellular signal transduction. The record is from RefSeq and is a predicted model, not a curated record.